Neurospora tetraspora is the source of this 2148-nucleotide messenger RNA. RefSeq lists its product as uncharacterized. Gene Ontology annotation, molecular function: N-acetyltransferase activity. Gene Ontology annotation, biological process: mitotic sister chromatid cohesion. NCBI's taxonomy places the organism in Eukaryota, Fungi, Ascomycota, Sordariomycetes, Sordariales, Sordariaceae. The record is from RefSeq and is a predicted model, not a curated record. Bases 322 to 1791 code for a protein of 489 amino acids. Gene Ontology annotation, cellular component: NatA complex. The transcript has a single exon.
UGCCAUCACAUGUGGGGCGAGACAAGGUGUCAAGAACGUCUGGUCUGGAACACAUCCAUCUUUGUCCUUUUUGUAGGUGUCGCUGCCGGGUGGGCCAGGGGCACAGUGGUGGUGUCCCUGAAUGUCUUCUAAACUGCGUCUGUGACAUAUGCCGGUGGGCCAGACUUCACCACUGACACGACGGUUAUUUACACUUGUCGUGACCACGGCAACAUUGCUAAUUUCCCUCCUUCUACCUUUCUUUCCGUCUUUUUUCAGUUCGCCUUCUCCCUUUCUUGCCCUCUUUAAAAUCCGGCUUCCUCGGUUUCCACCACUUCCAGUAUGUCGCCUAGUCAACAACCCUCGAUACUGUCAUUCUUCCAACCCCGGCAGCAGCAACAACAACCUCAACAUGCCCCUCCCCCUCAAGACUGCGUGAACGGUGCAGCAACAACGGCAAGCGUGCUUCCGAACCACCCCGUAACACCACCACCACCACCUCCUCCCUCUUCUCUCACCUCGGCCCCACCGCCGCAACAAGUUCCAGCUCGUUCCGGUCUCGGGCCCGUCACGGCUACUCUCCCGGCCAACAUCCCCGUCCUGCCAUCCCCACCGUCGAUCCCCUCUCAAGCCAGCAUAGUCCCGGUGGCCGAACACCACAUAGCCGCCCUGCGCCGCAUCAAUUCUCUCCUCCUCCAAGUCGCCUACCCGGACGCCUUCUACGCCAAGGUCCUCGAACCGCUUGCCUCAGGUCUCUUCUCGCGCGUCAUCCUCUGGAGCGACGAUUCCACUUCCGAGCCCAAAGUUAUCGGCGGCGUCGUCUGUCGACUCGAGCCGAACCCUUUCUUAGACGCCAACGGGCAGCCGCAGGCUCCCCAAAUACCUAACGCCCAACAACAAAACCAGUCCGGGCCAGCUCCCGCCGACUCUCCUUACCACGCCAUCUACAUCCAAUCGCUCGCCCUCCUCUCCCCCUACCGAUCCCUCGGUCUCGCCGCCGCCGCGAUCGAACACAUCAUCGCCAGCGCCUCGAUCCUGCCCGCCGCGGGCUCCACAAUCGACGUGCGAACCAUCUACGCCCACGUGUGGACCGAAAACGAGGAAGGGCUCCAGUGGUACGGACAGCGGGGGUUCCGGACCGAAGGCCGCGAGCCAGUGAGGGGGUAUUACUUUAAGCUACGACCGGACACGGCCUGGAUUGUGCGCAGGGAGGUUGGCGGACACGGCAUUACAACCACACAAGCACAAGCACCGUUAGGGGCAGCGAACUAUUCUCUACCGAAACGAAACCACCUCCUCCAACAACCCAUCGGCACCGGAAUGACCAUGGCUUCCAGUGCCACAACCGCAACCACCCCGGCCACGGCCACAGGCGUCCUAGCAGCCGCUGUCAACCUACUACCCACAUCACCACCAAAGUCCCCAGCAGGACCUCCCCCGAGCUCAUCAACCCCCAUCACCCGUUUCUCCUCCACAGCUUCCUUCCCCCCACCAGCAGGGGCACCAGGGGCGGCACCACCAACAUCAACAUCAACAUCAACACCGGGCUUAGCCCCUCCCUCUUCGUCGACAAGACCACCCCUUAGCCGCCCCUCAACCGGCAUGUCGUACCAAAACACGCGACCGGAAACCGAAUGGAACGACUUGCCGCCGGAAAUGGUUCAGCUUAACGUUCCCGGUAGUGGUUCCGGUGCCGGUGCCAGCGCGACGGCCUCGGGCGCUACUAGUGCGGUUAGCUCGAGGAGUAGUUCGGUGGCACCGACGAAGAAGAAGAAGGGGAGGGCGUAUCCUAGUGCUGCUUUUGGGCAGUAGGGAGUCUUUUGUCGAUUGGCCGAGUUAUGUGAUAAUGUAAUGGGAUGGGAUGGGAUGAAGUGAGGUACAUGAUGUUAUAGAGUUAAUGAUGUUCUUGGGAGCGGAUGAAAUAGAUGAAAGUGGGUUGAAAGGGUUCUCAGCUCUCAAAACUCCGAAUGGGGACGUAAUCGGAUUGAUGAAUUCCCCGGUCUGAAUCGGACGCGAGACUACAAGAUGAGCAAGAGUUGGGUUGGACCUUGGCUAUAUAUCUUAAACCUACUAAGCCUUAUACACGCAUAGAAGACGUUUUGUCACAUCCUUAUAGAAACAAUAGUAACUCAGUUAAUGUCAAGUAAACCAGUCGACUAUUACUAUGAA